Branchiostoma floridae (Florida lancelet) is the source of this 5078-nucleotide messenger RNA. Its product is annotated as potassium voltage-gated channel subfamily H member 6-like. The transcript is spliced from 16 exons. Gene Ontology annotation, cellular component: membrane. Gene Ontology annotation, molecular function: inward rectifier potassium channel activity. Bases 953 to 4483 code for a protein of 1176 amino acids. The record is from RefSeq and is a predicted model, not a curated record. Gene Ontology annotation, biological process: potassium ion transmembrane transport; membrane repolarization during action potential. NCBI's taxonomy places the organism in Eukaryota, Metazoa, Chordata, Leptocardii, Amphioxiformes, Branchiostomatidae.
UGCUAUAAUCCCCCAUGCAUUUCGACAUGGUUGGCUAUUACGCAAUGAAGAUGUUUUGCUAGAAACGGUUCAGCCAAUUUCAUAGCGGAUUAAAAAUUAUGUCAGUUUAUAAUUGCAUUUUUUGUAGCCUUUUUGAUUCAAAAUCUUAGUAGCCACUACGAAAUGCAGUUUUACUAUUAUCCGUAAUAGGAAGUUGUGUUUGUUGAAAGCUCUUCAGUUGGUGGGAGUCACGUGGUCCAUCUCCAUCGCACGUACAUGACGUCAGGAGCCCUGUGUAGAGCAGCGGCUCGCUCCAGUCUUCAGGAAGGGGACGCUGUUCCGGGAUUGUACAGCCGGGCCGCAGUGCGUGUACGCCGCCGGUGGUGGUACAGACAUCCGUGGCGUCGCUACGUCGCUGGUAUAAGUGGCGGGGGAGAUAUAUAACUCGGCCGCGGGGGGCUAGCCGUGAGCCGUCACGCUAUCCGCUGGAGCGUCGACGCACAAACAUACGUCCGUGCGCCGUGGCGUGGUGGUGGGCAUUUUUCACAAGUCAUCCUCCAACACUCGCUCUGCAGAUUUAAGAGGAGGAAAAUUUGAAGGCACUGUCUGGUUGACGCUUCCUGCUGUGUAAUAUUGUGUGUGUGUAUGUGAUUCGCGUGCUCAGUCGGGUUGUAACGUUGUUGAGGAGCUGUCGGCAUUUGAUCGCGCAUCCAUCUUGUGGAGAUCGGGAAGAGGAAGAGGAUAAGAGGAGGAGGGGAGGAUGCGAUCGUGGGUUAGGGCCGCCAUUUCUACCGGUGUGUGCCCGACCUCUGAGGAUGAUUAGGGAGCGCAGACGGCCGCCUCUCUGUAUUAUGAGGUAACGGCGGCGUUUUGGCCAGUGCGGGUGUACUGUGUGUGUGUUUGUGACCAGGUGAGCCGGUAAGGUUAACCUCACCGGAACGGCUACGACCCUCCCUCGGCCGCGCCCGCCACCAUGCCCGUAAGGAGGGGACACGUCGCCCCCCAGAACACCUUCAUCGACACCAUCAUCCGAAAGUUCGACGGGCAAAAUCGUAACUUCAUCAUUGCCAAUGCACAGGUGGAAAAUCUGGCCAUCAUCUUCUGCAAUGAUGGGUUUUGUGAACUGUGUGGAUACUCACGGGCGGAACUUAUGCAGAAACCGUGCUGGUGUGAGUUCCUGCAUGGCCCUAAGACCAAUGCCAAAGCCAUCCGACAGGUGCGUCUGGCCCUGUCGUCCACGGAGGAGAAGCAGGUGGAAAUUCUCUACUAUAGGAAGGACGGGAGCCAGUUUCUGUGUAGUGUGCUGAUAGCGCCGGUGAAGAAUGAGAAUGGAGACGUGGUCAUGUAUAUCAUCAACUAUGAGGACAUCACAGACGCACCCUUCCACAGCGACAUGGGGCCGCCAGCCAAUCACAGGACGCCUUUUGGAGCAUUGAGUCCUGCAAAGUUCCGUCUGAAGUUGUCUGCACUGCGGAGGGACAAGCGGAAGGAUGACAUCGAGAACCCUCCAUUUGACGACCCCUUCACGACCUUCCCUCUGAGACCUCUUCACCCUCCAAAUGUCCUCUCCAUGAGGGACGAGCACCAUGCUGCAACCCCUCCUACUCAGAGGCUGUUACCCAUACAAAAGGAUCUGGAUCAGCAGUCUCUAUCAAAUGUCAGCCAGCUGUCGUCCCGAGGCAGCAUCUCGCGUAGCCAUAUGUCUAUACGCCGGGCAUCGUCACUGGAGUGCCUUGACCGAGAUCAGAAGAGGGACUCAAAAGAUUCGGAAGGUCCUGGCAACCAUCUCAAACCACCUAUUCCCAACUCUACGUCAGAUUCCGACAUCUCCAAGAACAAGGUCAAGUCGGCGACCAGCCUGGUCAACCUGACCGAAAACUUGGUGAUCAGAGAGGAGGCUGGCCCUCCCAGUAAAGCCGAGCGUUUCCUUGGGAUCGGGAGUGCCGCGGUCACAAGGAAACCAGGAGUUACGAAAAAAGUCACCCAGGUGUUAUCUCUCGGAGCAGAUGUGUUACCGGAGUACAAGCUCCAGUCACCCCGCAUCCACCGCUGGACAAUCUUACAUUACAGCCCCUUCAAGGCAGUGUGGGACUGGAUCAUCCUACUGCUUGUCAUUUACACUGCCGUCUUCACUCCGUACGUCGCUGCCUUUCUUCUGAACGAAGACGAAGCGAGGGCGAAAAUGAACCGCGAUCCCGACACGCGAAGGGACUAUGGUCCAUCCAACCGUUACGGGGACCCCUUAGUGAUUGUGGACCUCAUAGUGGAUGUGAUGUUCAUUAUAGACAUCCUUAUCAAUUUCCGGACCACAUAUGUUAAUAAGAAUGAUGAGGUGGUUAGCCACCCUGGCAAGAUUGCGGUGCAUUACUUCAAAGGAUGGUUCCUUAUAGACGUGGUGGCAGCCAUCCCUUUCGACUUGCUGCUGUUUGGGUCUGAGACAGAUGAGACGACCACCCUGAUAGGCCUGCUAAAAACGGCGCGCCUCCUGCGUCUGGUCCGAGUUGCGCGGAAAAUCGACCGGUACUCGGAGUACGGCGCAGCGGUGCUGCUCCUCCUCAUGGCCACCUUUGCCUUGAUCGCUCACUGGCUGGCCUGCAUCUGGUAUGCAAUAGGGAACGUGGAACGGCCUCUGUUGCCUGCGAAGAUCGGCUGGCUCGAUAUACUGGCAAAACAGACACACCAGCCUUACACCAAUGACAGUAACAGUGGGCCGUCGCUCAAGUCGAAGUACAUCACCGCGCUCUACUUCACCUUCAGUAGCCUCACCAGUGUGGGGUUUGGAAAUGUGUCUCCCAACACAAAUGCAGAGAAGGUCUUCUGUAUCUGUAUUAUGCUCAUUGGAUCUCUGAUGUAUGCCAGCAUCUUUGGCAACGUAUCAGCAAUCAUCCAAAGGCUCUACUCAGGGACAGCCAGGUAUCACACCCAGAUGCUCCGUGUCAAGGAGUUCAUACGUUUCCACCAGAUCCCCAACCCUCUACGACAGAGACUGGAGGAGUAUUUUCAGCAUGCCUGGUCGUACACGAAUGGUAUCGACAUGAAUGCAGUUUUGAAGGGAUUUCCUGAGUGCCUACAGGCCGAUAUCUGCUUACACCUCAACCGCAACCUGCUCCAGAACUCCCCAGCCUUCAAGCACGCUAGUCAAGGCUGUUUAAGGGCCUUGUCCAUGAAGUUCAAGACCACUCACGCGCCCCCGGGUGACACACUCGUGCACAAGGGGGAUGUGCUGAAGGCCCUUUACUUCAUUUCGAGGGGCUCCAUCGAGAUAUUGAAGGACGACGUUGUGGUAGCUAUAUUAGGUAAGGACGAUGUGUUUGGUGAAGACCCUCUGAAGAACGACAUCAUGGGCAAGUCGAACUGUGACGUGAGGGCGCUGACCUACUGUGACCUCCAUAAGAUCAUCCGAGACGACAUCCUGGAGGUGUUGGACAUGUACCCAGAGUUCACCGACACCUUCAUGAAAAACCUGGAGAUCACCUUCAAUCUAAGGGAUGAGGAGUCCAGCGCCAUGUUGAACGAUGAGGACGGGACUCCUGCCGAAGCGCCGCCGAUGUCCACCGCAGCGGGCCGACCCUUCAUGAGGUUAUCUCGCUACUCUCUGAGGAGGAGAUCAUCUGCAUCUGUCUCAAGUAAAGGAAAAGCAGAAUCAAGUGAAGCAGUAAAAGUCAAGCCCUCCACAAGGCACGCCCAGGCACAGAGGACUCAGAGUGGUGGAAGUCAUUUCAGCCAUGCCGGUUUGUCCAGUGACGAGGGGGACGGCGAGUCAGCCAGCGCCAGUCCGAGCCCCGGUCCGGGAACAGGUGCGGUCGAGAUGUCAUCCUAUGUCAGCCAGGACACUCAGUCUUCCUUCUUCACCUUCGAGACUCACGAGCCCAGACAAGAUCCAUCUACAGUGAAAAGGGACCAGGACCAGGAGAGUGUCGUGUCCGCCCCCACCCCCACGCAGAGGGCGCCCCCUCCCCGGGGCCAGUUCCUCUCCCCCUCCCACCACAGGAGGACCCGAGACCUUGUCCCCGCGGACUCCAGUCUGGGACCCUCUGUAGUGGUCGAGGAUUGCACGCGCUUCGUGGCAAACUCUGAACUGCAACGACAAAUCGCGAACCUUCAACAGCAGCUGAACAGGUUGGAGAGUAAGAUGACUGUGGAGAUGGCUCAGAUUUUGGGCGUGUUGAGACAAAUGCAAGCCAGUGCAAUUCCGCCCGUUUACUCGGGCGGAGCGCCCGUUCCCUCUCAGACUCAACCUCCGCCCUACCCCCGGGGAAGGAGUCUUUCCCACCCUGUAGACGAUCCGUUGUUCUUUCCAGCGGUAGACGCGGGGAUGCUAACGACACUUACACGGGCAAGCCAGUCCUUGCCCAGCCUUCCAGAGCAAAUCCCUGCCUCAGAAGUAGCCCCGUCCAUGAUGGAACCCGAAGGCUCUGCACACUCAGGUGAUGGGGGUGCAACAGCACCCCCUGUGGCAACAGUUGGUGCUGCAACUGCCAGGCACCUGGACACAGAUGUGUAACCGCAAAUGUAUUCUGGGAGAGACCUGCAUCUCUGUGAUCUUCUGACAAGCUCACAGGGAUUUUCUGCAUCUGUGUUGGGAUCUGAUAUGACUAAAUGUGCACCGGGUGAAAGUUACCAGGAAUGAAUUGUUUCUAUGGAACUGAAACACAAGUUCUUGGAUGGUUCUUCAGGAUUAGUGUGCUGUUUGGUACCAAAUACCUGUAACAGGAACUACAACUGUUUCUUCUGUAUUGACCAAGAAGGACCAAGCAAGAACGAUCUUGAAAAGAAAAUGGGGUGUGUAGUCUUGCGUGUGGUACAACACCAAAUCUUAUCAACAUAUGUGACUCUUCGGAUGAUAACAUGACAAAUGCAGCGUUUGAAAAACGACAUCGAACGGGAUUCUGAUGUUGGAUUUCCGCCACGUCAUGCAACUUACUUAUUUUUCAAGCUGCAUCGUCACCCUCCAGUUCAAACAACUACCAAUAAGUGCAGCAAAGAGGGUGUCUUGUAUACUUGUGAUUCAAGAACUAGAACCAUGUAGUUGUAGUCCUCAUAUAGAAGUGGCUGGAGUGGUGAACGAACCCAUGGGCCCAUCGGCUACAAGAGGAAAA